Molecule: messenger RNA, 5475 nt
Organism: Eupeodes corollae
Lineage: Eukaryota; Metazoa; Arthropoda; Insecta; Diptera; Syrphidae
Gene: nwk
Product: protein nervous wreck
Exons: 9
Coding region: 710-3643 (977 amino acids)
Biological process (GO): neuromuscular synaptic transmission; regulation of actin filament polymerization
Cellular component (GO): neuromuscular junction; recycling endosome
Molecular function (GO): protein binding
Source: RefSeq, a predicted model, not a curated record
AAAAAAUAAGGACGGAGUUGGUAAUCGAUAACAGAAAAAUUGUCAGUAUUUUUCAUAUUUCUUACUAUUCUGUGUUUUAUGUGUAAAAGGAUAUUUAAACAGCAUAGAAAAAUAUAAAAAGUAGACAAGUGAUUAUAGCUGAAAAGGAAUGGCCAAGAAAACUGUUAGAGGAAACGAAGUUUAUAUACAUAAAAUAUAACAGCAAAAAACUUUUUUGGUUGCGCCUAUAACAAAAAAAAAAAAACAUUAAAACCAUACUACUGUAAAAAAGUUUAAUUAUUUAAUUAUUUUUCAAAGUUAAAUGCUAUUUCUAUGAAUCUGCUUCGAUACAUAAUACUAUAUUUUCUAACAUACAUAUAUUUUAUUUGAAACAUUUUUUCUAUCGAAAGUAUUUAAAAUUCAUCACACCCACAUAAAAAACCACUGUAAAAUAAAUGUAUUUAGUAAAACCAACAUUAUUUUCAUAUUCUUAUCUAUCUAACAAUUUUUUCUAAUGAUUCAAACAGUAUUAUAUAAUAGUUUUAUUAUUUUUAUUUUAACUGUGAUAACAAAAAGUAUUAUAUAGACAAAAAAAAGCCUUAAACAUAAUUUGACUUAAUAUGUAUCAUUAACUUUUUGCUUGGGCGUUUUAAAAAGUCAUAGUCGAAUCAACUACCGCUCCAGUUUGUUAAUCUGAAGUUAAUCUCUAAAUCACAAAAAGCUAAAAACCAUGCAGCCACCACCGCGAAAGGGAAAUUAUGUUAAAUUUUUAAAAAAUUUGCAUACCGAGCAAGUUUCUAAGUUGCAACUUAAAAACCAACAUGAGUGCGACUUGUUGGAGGACAUCCGGCAGUUUACUAUUAAACGGUCAAGCAUCGAGAAAUCUUACAGUGAAGCACUGCUGAAGAUAUCUUCGGCAUACUUGAAUAAGAAGAUUCCAAAUAUUCCUGAUAUCAAAAUGGAAGGAAUGGAGGAAAGAUGGAAUAUGUGGAGCGUUUGGCGGACAGUUUUAGAAGAAAAUGAAAAAUUGGCUCGUGCUCGUCUUGCAGCAAUCGAAGUUUUCCAACAGCAAAUCGCUGAUGAAGCAAAAGUAUUACGCGAUUACAAACUAGCGAUUGCGAAGAAAUGUUUGAAUCAAGUUGUUAAUAUCCAAAAGGAGCUACAUCUAACGGUAGGAGAUGUAGAUAAGACGAAAAAGCAAUAUUUUGACGAGGAACAUUGCGCACAUGACGUUCGGGAUAAGGCUCGAGACAUUGAGGAAAAACUGAAAAAGAAAAAAGGAUCGUUCUUUCAAUCCAUUACGUCGUUGCAAAAAAAUAGUGCACGUGUUACUUCACGAAAAGAAUUACUUGAAGAAAAAUCCACGGGAGCUCGAAAUGAUUACAUUCUUAGUUUAUCAGCAGCCAAUGCACAUCAAAACCGUUACUUCACCGUUGAUUUACAGACAACAAUGACUACAAUGGAAAAUUACGUCUUUGAGCGGGUUGCUGAAUACUUGACAUUAAUGGGACGUACCGAGCUGCUUACAUGUUCUGCAACUCAAAAUUCUUUUGGAAAAAUAAGAGAUCAAGCACAACAACUGACUAGAGACUACAAUUUGCAGUGUUGUUAUCUCUUUUACCCUGUAUUAAAGCAACAUAUUCAAUAUGAUUUUGAACCCUGUGACAACGACCCAGUGCGAAAGGUUACAGCUGAACAUGAAUCAGCAACUGAGACUCUUACUAAGGAGGCCAAAAACCUUGCAGGGCGUGUAGUUAAGGAAAAUAGUAGUGUCAGGGAAAAUGCAAAGAAGUUAGCUCUUUGUGUUGCGCUACGAGAUUCAGGCCAAAGAACCGACCCUAAUGAUCCAAAUGGACCUGAUUUGGACACGAAAAUAGAAGAGUUCCGAGAAUCCAUUCGACGUUCCGAAACAGAAAAGGCUAAAGCGGAAGCUUGCCUUGAGUGUUUAAGGAAUGGAGGAAUCAACGUAGAUGAGUGGGUACAAGAAGCUGAAAUUAUGGGUGUUCAAGAACUAACAAGGUCUGCAAGCUCCUUGUCAAUGAGAACAGAUGCUUCAGGGCAGGGUGAGAAUCCCAGUUCUGACUCUUUCUAUGAUAGUGACAAAGAGGAAGCAGUUGAAGCUGUUGCUCAUGUUAAAACGCCCUUAGAAGAUAAGGAGUUGGCUAGAGCAAGGACAUUUAGUGAAAGUGAUGAAGAACAAGAAGACGAAGUUCGCGUUGUAGAAGCUAUUGCUCCUUCUGUAGGAGCUUGGGAAGACCCAACUGAAGUCAAUUGGGGUGCUGAUGACCGAGAUGAAGAGCUUGCCAUUCCCGAGGCUAAGGAACCCAUAUUCAAAUGCACUGCCCUAUAUAGCUAUACGGCUCAAAAUCCUGAUGAGCUAACCAUUGUUGAAAACGAACAGUUAGAAGUUAUUGGCGAAGGGGAUGGUGAUGGUUGGUUACGUGCGCGAAAUUACCGUGGGGAAGAAGGUUAUGUUCCACAUAAUUAUUUGGACAUAGAACAAGAAUCCGUUAGCAAUACUUCAAACACUAACCAACUUCGCUCUCAGAUAUCAUUCUCAUCAGUUGAUUAUACAGUGGAUAACGAGGAUCCUACUGUAGACUCCAUACAGUCUCCUGAUCAGGUUUCUGUAAUAAUGGCACCGCAUAAGAAAAAGCCUGAACAAGAAUUCUGUAUCGCUCUAUAUGAUUACGAUGCCACUGCUGAAGAUGAAUUAACCUUUGAGGAAGGUCAAAUUAUAAAGAUUGUAACAAAAAGCGCACAUGGAGUUGACGAUGGAUGGUGGGAAGGCGAACUUGAUGGGAAGUUUGGUAAUUUCCCAUCUUUGGUCGUGGAAGAAUGCGACGAAAAUGGAGAACCUCUAACCGACGGUGGAGAUGAAUCACCGCCACCAACAGCACCACCCAGCAUAGCGCUUCCUAUGGCUCCACCUCUUCCACAGGAGUAUGCUGACGAGUUAAAUGAGGAUAUGUUCCAGUCAACGGAUAUUCCAGAUGAUGAUUCAAGUCCUAUACCGAAUGGAAUUCCAAGUUUUCCUCCACCAGUUAUCAUUCAAGAACCGGAUAUAGAGGACAAUGAUACUGAGACUAACAUGAAAGCAGUUUCACAAAAACUAAAGUCAUCAGCCUUAGCCACAGAAGCAACUGCCAAGAAGGAUGAUUCAAAUACAUUAGACUUAGGUAUGGCACAAAUAAUUGUAACAGCUGCAACCCCUAUGGUUGAAGAUGGAACAGAUAAAUCUUUCCCCCCUGUAGGCGAGAGGGGUGGAUCACGAGCAGCCGAAAAGCCGAAUCGUUCUGCUGUUGAUGACGGAAGUGCUGAGAAGUUAUGCGAUGAAAACGAAAACGUGGAAGACGACUCUGAACCGCUUUCUGAUUCGGACGAGAAGGCCCCAUCAAACAUGGAACUUGUUGAGCCAUUUAAAUCGGAACCCAAAGAUCCUUUUAAUGAAAAAGCUGCUGAUUUUGAAGUUCAAUCAACAAAUAAAAGCGAUGAAAAUGCUUUCGAGGCAAAUUUUGAAGCUAAUUUUGAUGAUGCUUUUGCCUCAGCCGAAGCUGAACGUGAAACACCCAAGCAAGUCAUUGGGGGUAGAGCUAGCAUACCAGAAGAACUGGCUCCACACCAGUUGGCUCGUUUACAAAAUCUUAAAGAAUCAAAUGCAUAAUUAAGAAUAAGUUCAAUGCUAAAGUAAUUAUAUAACUUAAAUAACUUUAUAUCAAGAUAUGUAUGUAUUACACGAAUAAUACACAAAUAUGCACAUUUACCACACCUAAUCAACAAAAAACUUAGAAGCAUACAUCGAUAGUUUAUCUAGUUAAAUGUAUAUACUAUUAGAGUUAUGGGUUUUAAUAUUGUUAAAAAGAACAUUGUGUUAAUAGGCUGAAAUAUGCAAACCACACAAUAUUGUCAGUACGAAAAAUUUCACUAUGCAUUAAAAUACUAUAAUAAAUAAUAGGUUAUUAAAAUUGUUAGCUUUCAAAAUACAUUAUAUAUGCAUAUACCAAAAACGGUAACAAGUGAAUUGAUUUAACUAAAAUUUCUGAACAUUUAAGUUAUCUAGGUUGUAUGUUGUGUUUGAAAUAGAUGAAAAAUAAAUAGGCAAACCUGCAUUAGGAUUGGAAAUGGUGACCAAUAAAACAAUCCGCAGAGUGGAUUGAACUCAUAUUUUGCAAUUGAAAUGCGAACUAGAGAAAAAGAAGAAAAUUUGUUUGCUUUUGCUUUUGAGCAAUACUAAAAAUUAUAGAUUAAUUUUUAUAGACAGUGUUAAAUGCAUUUAUACUUUGUAUCUUCUAUUUUUAAAUUAUUUCAAUGUAAAUUAUAGAAAACAUUAUAGUUUGAUGGUACCUUUUUUUAACCAUUGUUUGAAGUACCUGUCAUUAUGUACCUACCUACUUAUGUUGUUUAUUUAUUUUCUGCAUGUACAGCCUUUUAAAAGUUCCUGUACUUCGUGCUUUGAAACAUUCCAAUGUAUUAAACAAUGUUUUAAUGCUUACAUAAACCAUUUCCUACAAAAUCUGUGGAUUAAAAGAAUAUCAACUAAAUUAUUUUUUUUUUUAACUCGAUAGCAUUUCUUAUUCGCUUAUAACGCCAAUAUUCCUGAUUGUUUCUGUCCCUAAACUGUGAUUGUUUUGUGCUUGAUUCAGCAAUUUUUGAAAAAAAUAAUUUGGUAUCUAUGCGCUUCAUUCAUUCAGUAAGUUGAAUUAGAAUACAUUUUUAGCUCUUUGUUGUUAGAUGUAUUCGUAUUGUAAUGGAAAAUAAUACUCGUACAAAUAUUUCAACAAUAUAUUGUUUGCCUUAAAUACAAAUGUAGGUAUAUAACAAUAAAACCUAAGAAUAGUACCAACAGAAAAUUUAGACGUACUCAAUUUCGAUUUCAUAAAUUCUUGAAUAUAGUCAAGAUUUAUGUAAUUAAACCUUUGCUUAUGUUAACAUCUGGGUUCAUACAGCGUUUAGGGAAAUAUACACAAAAUAAAACCAGUUCACCAGUAUGAAAACAUGUGUAAGCUAACAUUAAAACAAUACAAAUCCCAUACCAUACUCUUUCCCACUUAUUUCAUAAAAUAUAUACAAGGACAUUUAAAUAAAAUAAAACGUGAACAAUUAAACAUACUUAAAAAUAAUAACUACUUAUUUAUGUAUAUUAAAUAUAAUAAUUUAUAUAAAUGCAUAAAUAAUUGUCCGCAAAUAAAAAAUUAAUUUAAUUUUGUCUCGAAUUCUGGAACUGUCUUUAGAUUUAUAAAAGAAUGCAAGAUUUCAUACGUUAUGUGCUUUUUUCUUAAAAAGGAUGCUUAUGAUGUAAAAACAUAAUUUGGUGUCGAAUAAAAAGAAACUCAAAUUUAGUAAUUAUUGAAUACACAAACAGAAUAUUCGUAAAAUAUGUUAAUGUAAUAAAAAUGUACAUUUCAUUAAGUUAUAUCAGAAUUUGUUAAAAGAAGAAUUUAUGUCAGAACAAUAUGUAAGAAAAAAUAUACAGAUUAAAACAUUAAUUAAACCGUA